This is a messenger RNA of Daucus carota subsp. sativus, 1612 nucleotides long. Its product is annotated as reticulon-like protein B17. The record is from RefSeq and is a predicted model, not a curated record. Lineage: Eukaryota; Viridiplantae; Streptophyta; Magnoliopsida; Apiales; Apiaceae. The transcript has 8 exons. The coding region runs from base 96 to 1421 and encodes 441 amino acids.
GCUAUAUUUGUGUUGGUGCUUAAACCCUAUCUCUCUACCCCUUUUCUAUCACUCACAAACCAUUUCCAGUCACCAAAACCAAUUCAAUUUCAUCCAUGGAUUCAAUUACCCCUCCUCCCUACCGAUCCGACCCAAAAAGCCGCACCAAAUCAGCGUCUCGCCUUGCCCGAAUCACCAACGAACACGACGAAAACUCCCCAAAUCUCUCUCUUGAAUUAGUCCUUUCUUCCCCAAAGUUGUCACCGCCUAUUAACACAACUUCUCCUAAAUCCUACAAGAAGCUUCACGAGUUGCUGCUGCUUUCCCCUUCUCCUCAACGGAAGUCAAGAACCCGGCUGGCUGAUAAGUUGGAAUUUGCUGAUCAAGACCCUCUGGAGCCUAAUGGGUCUCGAAGAAGACAUAGAUCAAGAAAUGGGGCGGUGGGUUCACCGAAGAAUGUUCGAAGGUCACGGAGAAGAUUUGAACAAGAAAUUCGUGAAGAAAGGGAGUUAGGGGGUUUGGAGGAUUUGGGGAAGCCUAGAAAAAGGCGAAAUAGUGGUCGGUCUAAGAAGGAAGCAGUGAGUUCAGUGCCUUCGGUUCCACACUCAAAAUCAAAUGACGGCGAUGGUUGUAAUUUUGAUCGAUUUGGACAGCUGAUAACUGAUCUGGUUAUGUGGAAAGAUGUAGCAAGAUCAACCCUUUGGUUUGGUUUCGGAUCACUUUGUUUCCUGUCAUCUUGCUUCACAAAAGGAGUUAGCUUCAGCAUUUUCUCGCUGGUGUCUCAUUUGGGACUUCUGGCUUUAGGAGUGAGGUUCUUUACAAAUUCAAUAUGUAAAAGCACUUACAGGGAGAUAAGUGAAGAUAAACGUGACACGAAACUUAAAGAAGAUGACAUUUUGAAAGCGGCUAGACUGAUACUCCCAGCUGCUAAUCUUGCAAUUUCCAAAGUUGGGGAAAUAUUUUCGGGGGACCCAUCCACAACCCUCAAAGUAAUACCUUUUCUACUUCUGGGAUCCGAAUAUGGUCAUCUGAUAACUCUAUGGAGACUUUGUGCACUUGGCUUUUUUAUGAGCUUUAGCGGUCCAAAGCUCUAUUCUUCUUACUCUUUACAGAUAAAUGAGAAAGUCAAGUUUCUAACAUCCCGGGCGUCAGUAACAUGGGGAGCUUUGUCUCACAAGAAAAUAGUUGCUGGAUCUGUGGCUACAGCAUUCUGGAAUCUGACUUCUGUAAGAACACGCAUUUUCACUGUAUUCAUAAUUCUGGUAAUAGUUCGAUACCGUAGCCAAUACCUACAGCCAACAGAGGAAGAGAAGGAAACAGAAGAAAUUGGAGAAGACCAGCAGCAGGCAGAAGAAGAUCAGCAGCACCAGGAAGAAGAUCAGCAGCACCAAGAACACGAUAAAGCACUGGUUGUGGUAGAAAGUGGAUCAAAACUUAACUAGUGAGCGAUAAGGCACAAAUGGUUUUCCAUUGUUCAAUGAUUAAAGCCCUAUAUGCAUUCUGUAAGAGUAUUAUCCCCCCUUUCAAUAUUGUAUCUUAACCUGUAUAUCAAAAUUUUAGAAGAAUUAAAUUUGUAUAUUGCUUCAGGAUGCAAUUGAAUAAUCAUUACAGAAGUGAGAAAACCCUACUCAGA